Myotis brandtii (Brandt's bat) is the source of this 977-nucleotide messenger RNA. Its product is annotated as olfactory receptor 5AP2. The coding region runs from base 18 to 971 and encodes 317 amino acids. Gene Ontology annotation, molecular function: olfactory receptor activity; odorant binding; G protein-coupled receptor activity. Lineage: Eukaryota; Metazoa; Chordata; Mammalia; Chiroptera; Vespertilionidae. The record is from RefSeq and is a predicted model, not a curated record. Gene Ontology annotation, biological process: G protein-coupled receptor signaling pathway; sensory perception of smell. Gene Ontology annotation, cellular component: membrane. The transcript has a single exon.
CUCUUAUUGCAGCUCAAAUGAUCAGAUAUAUGAAAGAUGUUCAAGUCAGGAAUCAAACUGAAGUGACAGAGUUUAUCCUCUUAGGACUCUCGGAUAAUCCAGAUCUACAAAUUGUCCUCUUUGGAUUGUUUCUGUUAAUCUAUUUGGCAACUAUGGUGGGUAAUUUGGGGAUGAUUGUGUUAAUUAAGAUUGAUCCUCAUCUCCACACACCCAUGUACUUCUUUCUCAGCAGCCUUUCCUUUGUUGAUGCCUCUUACUCUUCUUCUGUUACUCCUAAGAUGCUGGUGAACCUGGUGGCUGAGAAUAAGGCCAUUUCUUUUAAUGGAUGUGCUGCCCAGUUCUACUUCUUUGGCUCCUUCCUGGGGACUGAAUGCUUCCUGUUGGCCAUGAUGGCCUAUGACCGCUAUGCAGCCAUUUGGAAUCCUCUGUUAUACCCAGUUCUCAUGUCUGGGAGAAUAUGCUUCUUGCUAGUAGCUACCUCAUUCCUAGCAGGCUUUGGGAAUGCAGCCAUACACACAGGAAUGACUUUCAGGUUGUCCUUCUGUGGCUCUAAUCAGAUCAAUCAUUUCUACUGUGACACCCCACCCCUGCUCAAACUCUCUUGCUCUGACACCCACAUCAAUGGCAUUGUGAUCAUGGCUUUCUCCAGUUUUAAUGUCAUCAGCUGUGUUAUGAUUGUCCUCAUUUCCUACCUGUGUAUCCUCAUUGCCAUCUUGGGAAUGCCCUCAUUAGAGGGUAGGCAUAAAGCCUUUUCUACUUGUGCCUCCCACCUCAUGGCUGUCACCAUAUUCUUUGGAACAAUUCUCUUCAUGUACUUGCGCCCAACAUCUAGCUACUCAAUGGAGCAGGACAAGAUUGUUUCUGUAUUUUAUACUGUAGUGAUCCCUAUGCUGAAUCCCCUCAUCUACAGUUUGAAAAAUAAGGAUGUAAAAGGGGCCCUAAAGAAAAUCUUAGAGAAACACACACUGUAAAGCCAU